AAUUUCCUGAAAUGAAGAAAAGUCAAAGUGCUAGGUUACGUGUACUUGUUUUCCUUCGUUAUUUAUUUACUAACAAGGCUGAAAUAUAUUUUUUUGAUUUAAGUAAAUAUUGGUCGGAUAAAGCACGUAAUGAAGUGUUCAUUAAAAUUGUUCAGCCUUCAUCGAUUUCAUCUUGAGCAACUUAAUUAAUGUAUGAUUUUUUCAUUUAUCGGCCUGCAAAAAGCCGCAAGCACUUUCCCCCAAAGGUGCCCCUUUACAAUGAGCAGCACAGUUGCUACUGCUGAAACUACAUCUGCUCAAAGGCAGGCGGAAACAACUAAUUCAUCUAGUAAAAAACCGCGCAUACCUGGAUUUGGCAGGGAGGUCAUUCUAAAGGUGGUUGAAAUGUGUAAACUGGAAGGAGAAAGAAAUGCGCCCCUUUGCCCGUUAAACGCCCCCACACAAAGAGCCGCAAUGUAUAGUGGCGUCUCGGAGAGCACCAUUAGAAAAAUAAAGAAUGAAAACAAACAUUCCAACCCACAUCAGAACAAAGCAGGCAGCGAGAAGAAGUGUUCGCAGCCAAAAAAGCGAAAUUACAAGGGCCAAGUAAUCGCACCCAGCGCCAGAGAGAUAAUAUUGAAAGUGAUUAAUGCUUGUUGUCAAGAGUAUCAAAGCGGAGGAUUUAUUGCUCCUUUGAUUAGCACUAUAGAAAGAGCGGCUUAUUACACGGGAGUCUCACAAUCGACGGUCCACCGAAUAAAGCGGGAAAAUAAAAUCAGAAAUGAAAUCGAUCAGGAAAUGAUGCUGCCCACCCCAGGCACGAAAAACAAAAAAAAUAUAUUUACCGGAAAAGUCAACGACAAGGACUUUAAUAAAAUUAGAAAGCUCAUCUAUGAUUUGCUACUUGAUAAUGUCGUCCUCACAGUAGGCUCGGUGCUGAAAGCCACCAAAGAGCUCGAUAUUAAUUUCGACUAUUCCGAGCACACGCUUUCAAGGUUGCUGACAGUCAAAGGCUUUCUUUGGCACUCCUUGCCGAAAAACCGCAAAGUUUUGCUGGAAAAAACGGAGAUUUUUCAAGCCAGGUUAAACUGCAUCAGACAAAUUAAGCGCUGCGAAGCAGAAGGAUGCUUGGUUGUGUAUUUAGAUGAGAAACUAAUCGGGUCAGAGGUAGACACACAGUCAAACUUCUGGGGCAACAAAGGAAUUUUAUGCGCCAGAAGGCUUGUGCUUUUUACGGAAUUUUCUUCACAGUCUAUCACUAAGGAUAUUUUAGGGUUUAUCCACCCCAACGAUCAUCAGCCUGUAGUGAACUGUUUAUCUGAAAAGUGGCUAGAGGAGCACCUGUUCCCCAACAUUCCUCCACGCAGUUUAAUUAUCAUGAAUUGCUGCUACAAUCAGGGAAUGGCCAUCCCCAAUAUAUACUCCACCAGGCCCAAGUUGAUUGAAUUUCUAAAGAAGAACCACAUAGAAUACAACGAGCGACAAACGUGCGCUCAGCUACUCGACACUAUUAAAGCCAACCUUAAUAUUGUCCCGGAAGAGUUUAAGCAAUUUGACCAAACCAUUGAAAAACACGGCCAUAUCGCGCUUAGGCUGCCAGAGUUUCUAUCUGAUCUCAAUCCUAUUGCCCUGACUUAUGCGGACAUUAAGCAGACAGUUAGACGAGACCUGGGCAGCACAAAAGCCAGUUUAACAAAUAUAGCCCGCACAGUGGCGGAUGCUUUGCAGGUAGAAGCGAUUGGGGCAAUUGUUGAUGGCAUUAUUGAGACUGAGGACUACUUUUUGAGCAAACAGGAAGGCAUUUUGCAGUUCUAUGAGGCUUUAGGUUUUGUAGCAGAUUCGGAACUGGGUGGAGCUCCUGGGAGAGGUUCGCCCAAUGUAGAUGAUGUUAAGACAGACAUAAAUGAGGAACCAUAACAACUGUGUGUGUAAAUACAUGUUUCUUUAGAACUGUA
This is a messenger RNA of Dendroctonus ponderosae (mountain pine beetle), 1934 nucleotides long. RefSeq lists its product as uncharacterized. The coding region runs from base 193 to 1896 and encodes 567 amino acids. The record is from RefSeq and is a predicted model, not a curated record. NCBI's taxonomy places the organism in Eukaryota, Metazoa, Arthropoda, Insecta, Coleoptera, Curculionidae. The transcript is spliced from 8 exons.